Tetrahymena thermophila SB210 is the source of this 2220-nucleotide messenger RNA. RefSeq names its product plant dual-specificity MAP kinase kinase family domain protein. Gene Ontology annotation, biological process: mitotic spindle organization; protein phosphorylation; regulation of cytokinesis. Gene Ontology annotation, cellular component: spindle midzone; spindle microtubule; spindle pole centrosome. NCBI's taxonomy places the organism in Eukaryota, Ciliophora, Oligohymenophorea, Hymenostomatida, Tetrahymenidae. Gene Ontology annotation, molecular function: ATP binding; protein kinase activity. The transcript is spliced from 2 exons. The record is from RefSeq and is a predicted model, not a curated record.
AUGCAAAAUAUUGGGUUAAAUUAAGUUAAAGAUAGAAUCCUUAUACUAAGUCCUAUAGUAUAAGGGCGACUUGAAAGUGAGUUAAAAACCUCAGACUUUUAAGUUUUGGAUAGAUUAGGCAAAGGAGCAUUUGGCAAAGUUUACAAAACAAAACUAUAAAAAACAGGAUAGAUUUUUGCAUUAAAAUAAAUGGAAAAAUAGCAAAUAUUGAAGUAAGGUAUGGUAAAGCAAAUCUAAACAGAGGUGAAAGUUAUGUAUAGCUUGGAUCAUCCUAAUAUAAUAAAACUAUAUAAUCAUUUUGAAGAAGAUGCCUAUAUUUAUUUAAUGAUUGAAUAUGCAUCAGGUGGUUAACUUUGGUAAAAACUAACAAAAGAAGGUAGAUUUGAUGAAAACACAGUUAAAAGAUAUAUGGCUGAUAUCAUCCUUGCUGUUGAAUAUUUACAUAGCUAAAACCCUCCAAUUAUUCAUCGUGAUAUAAAACCUGAAAAUUUAAUCUUAGAUGAAAACGGAAGAGUUAAAUUAGUAGAUUUUGGUUGGUCAAACUUUAAAAAUCGUCUGCGUAUGACUUACUGUGGAACUCUUGAUUAUCUUGCCCCAGAAAUGAUUUUAGAAUUAGGGCACGAUGAAAAGUUAGAUAUCUGGAGUCUCGGUGUUUUGAUUUUUGAAUUAAUCACAGGGAAAGCUCCAUUUGCUCCAAAGGUCGAGAAUGCUAACAUUGAUUAAAACCAAGCAAGGUAAAUAUUAGAAGACAAUAUAUUAAAAGUUAAACUUGACUAUCCAAACGACUUUCCUCAAUUAGCUAAAGAUUUAGUUAAUAAUUUAUGUAAAAAAGAACCUAAUUAGCGUAAAACACUUCCUGAAAUAAAAAAGCACCCAUGGUUUAUAAUUGAAAGCGAAGGUAAAAACAUUUUUGAAAUGGAACCUUGGAAUUAUAGACCUCUUGCAAGUUAAAAGUAUAAAUAUUGCUUAACACCAAAUUAAAUUAAUCCCCUUAAGCUUGAAGGAGGUUUUACACCAUAAUUUAUUGCCGAUUUUGCUACUCGCUUACAUUAGCCUUUAGUAAUGAAUAUCCUUCAACAAAUAGCUUAAAAAAGCUAGUAGAAUGGUAAUGCUAAUCCUUAACUUACAUAAAGUGGUUAAAGCUAAAAUAUGAAUGCAUCUUAAACUAGCUAAUAAAACUAAAGCAAUUAUGAGGAAGAAAUUUUAAAUCUCAAAAAGAAAAUUGCUUCUAGGGAAUAAGAAAAAUAAGACCUUGAAUCGUAAAAAAAAGAAUUGAUAGUAAAAUUAGAAGUGAAAGAAAGGGAAAAUACUAAGUUAAAAGAUGAAUUAGAUAAAUAUAAAUCAAUAGGGCAAGACUCAACUCCAACUGAGCAGAGAAGGUAGAUUCUUUAGAAUGAAGAAAUUGAAUAGCUUAAAAAAGAAAAAGAAGAACUUUAUGAGAAGUAAAAUGAGUAUGAAAAUUAAAUCAAAUAACUUUAAAGCGACUUAAAAAAAAUAUAAGAUUCAAGAAAGGAUUAUGAAAAAUAUAAAAUCGAAAAGUAAUAACUUAAUGAAAAAAUUAAAAAAUUUUAAGAAAGCAGAGAAUAAGACAAUUCAGAUUAUCUUGAAAAACUUCAAAGUAAAGAAUAAGAACUUAGUAUACUAUAAUUCAAGCUAAAUUAAUAUGAAAAAUCAAAAAGUGUUGGAGUCAGUGGAGUUAAUGGAGGAAUAAUUGAAUUAAUUAGGGAAAUGAAAUCUGUAAUUGAAGAAUUCAAAUCCAAAUUCGCUUAGACCAAAAAAAAUAUAGAAAUUGUAGAAAAGUAUUCUACCAUGGAAAGAGAGCUAAUGAAGCUAAAGCUAGAAAAGGAUACUCUUCAAUCAGAAUUAAAGGCCUAAAUCUAAGAAGAUUAUGAAGACUAGAUUGAAUAGCUUAAGCUAUCUCAUAAGCAAGAAGUUACUUCUCUUAAAGAUGAAUAUGAAAAAAAGGUGUCUGAUUUCUAAAAAAAAGUAGAACUUUUAUAAGAAGAGUAGUCUAAAAAAUCUUAAAAAGUUUAAGAAAACGAAUCAUUAAAAAAACAAAUAGAAUUAGCAAAUAGCACUAUAUAAGACCUUCGUAAAGAGUAAGAGUUAAGUAAAGAAGUUAGAAAAAACUUAGAAAGAAGACUCAAAGACUGUGAAAUUGAGAUAUAGGAUUACUAGUAAAUGUUAAGAAACUAUAAAAACAAUUCAAUAAAAAAAUGA